AUGUCCUCUGUGGCCAGAACCCCGGAAUCACCUUUUCCCAGCGACGAAGCCCCGGCUGAAACAUCUGUGGUUAUCCAGGUGCCCAGAUCUGUCAUACCAUUGCUUCGUGGACUUGCUGUGAUUGUCAAAUCCGGUGAAUGUGCUUGGCUACUCCCCACAGAUCUGCUUAAGAGUCACUCAAAGUUCUUUGACAAGCUGCUCACGGGCGACCAUGGAGUGACAGAGAUUAACCUCCCUCACGAUUUUGAUUCUGGCACCUUUCCACUCUUCGUCGAAUACAUCUUGACUGGAAAGUGCAUCAUGAAAUGUGGAUCUGCGGACUGGAACAUGUUUGAGCUCGAACCGUCAGGGUUGUCACCUUCAGGCUCGUCGGAAGCAUCAUGGAAUAUCAAAGCUACCAUUUGGUUAUACGUCCUUGCAUUCAGACUAGGAGCUUCGAAGCUCAUGAACAUCGCCAUGAAGUGGAUCUACGGAUUUUGGGCCGAACUACCUGGCAUUAAUUUCAUCUUCGCACCUUACCUAUACGCCAAAGUCGCCUCAUAUGCGUGUGAAGGCUGGCAAGGUCAGACCUCACCAUUGAGAGACCUCGUGUACCACUUCAUCUUCGAGAACUGGAAGAGAAAAGAUUUGUUUGAGGAGAACAGAGAGGCAUGGAAGGAGUUUUUCCAGCAUCAUCCCGAACUAUGCGUCAGAUUGGCCGUGGACUCUGACCAACCAGUUGAGUAUCGACGAGAGGAGAACAUCGGGUCUCGCAAUUUGAAGUUAUACUUAGUCAAAGAGGAAUAA
Aaosphaeria arxii CBS 175.79 is the source of this 786-nucleotide messenger RNA. RefSeq lists its product as uncharacterized. The record is from RefSeq and is a predicted model, not a curated record. The transcript has 2 exons. The coding region runs from base 1 to 786 and encodes 261 amino acids. Lineage: Eukaryota; Fungi; Ascomycota; Dothideomycetes; Pleosporales.